AAAAUUACCCUGGGUUUUUUCUUUUAUAGGGCUCUAUGGAGCAAGUCAGUUCUCAUUUCUUGGAGCAGACCCUUGACAAGAAGCUGAUGUCAGAUCUGAGGAGGAAACGUACUGCACACGAGCGUGCCAAGGAACUGUACAGUUCAGGGGAGUUUUCCAGCGGCAGGAAGUGGGGAGAUGAUGCUCCCAAGGAAGAAGUAGAUACUGGCGCUGUGAACUUGAUUGAGUCGGGAGCUUGUGGAGCUUUUGUUCAUGGUUUGGAAGAUGAGAUGUAUGAGGUCCGUAUUGCUGCUGUGGAGGCUCUCUGCAUGCUGGCCCAAUCUUCACCCUCUUUUGCUGAGAAGUGUCUUGAUUUUCUGGUUGACAUGUUUAAUGAUGAAAUUGAGGAAGUACGUCUGCAGUCCAUACAUACUAUGAGAAAAAUCUCUAACAAUAUCACCCUCCGAGAAGAUCAGCUUGACACUGUUCUGGCUGUGCUAGAGGAUUCAUCCAGAGAUAUUAGAGAGGCUCUUCAUGAACUCUUAUGCUGUACUAAUGUUUCAACCAAGGAAGGGAUUCAUCUUGCAUUGGUGGAACUGCUGAAAAAUUUAGCCAAGUACCCUACUGACAGGGACUCCAUAUGGAAGUGCUUGAAGUUUCUGGGAAGUCGGCAUCCAACCCUGGUACUUCCUUUGGUGCCAGAGCUUCUGAGCACCCACCCAUUUUUUGACACAGCUGAACCGGACAUGGAUGAUCCAGCUUAUAUUGCAGUUUUGGUUCUUAUUUUCAAUGCUGCUAAAACCUGUCCAACCAUGCCAGCAUUGUUCUCAGAUCACACCUUCAGGCACUAUGCCUACCUCAGAGACAGUCUUUCUCAUCUUGUUCCUGCCUUGAGGUUACCAGGUAGAAAACUGGUGUCAUCAGCCGUUUCUCCCAACAUCACGCCUCAGGAGGAUCCUUCCCAGCAGUUCCUACAGCAGAGCCUUGAAAGAGUUUAUAGUCUUCAGCACCUGGAUCCUCAGGGAGCCCAGGAGCUGCUAGAAUUCACCAUCAGGGAUCUGCAAAGACUUGGAGAACUUCAGUCUGAAUUGGCAGGAGUAGCUGACUUCUCUGCUGCUUAUCUUCGGUGUCAACUACUUCUCAUCAAGGCCUUACAGGAAAAGCUGUGGAAUGUAGCUGCCCCUUUGUAUUUGAGGCAGAGUGAUUUGGCCUCAGCAGCAGCAAAACAGAUCAUGGAAGAGACCUACAAAAUGGAGUUCAUGUACAGUGGUGUGGAGAAUAAGCAGGUGGUGAUUAUACAUCACAUGAGGCUGCAGGCUAAAGCUUUGCAACUUAUAGUAACGGCACGAACUACUCGAGGAGUUGACCCCUUAUUUGGGAUGUGUGAAAAAUUUUUACAGGAAGUGGACUUUUUUCAGAGGUGUUUCAUCGCUGAUUUGCCCCACAUGCAAGACAGCUUUGUGGACAAACUUCUUGACCUUAUGCCCCGACUCAUGACAUCCAAACCUGCAGAAGUUGUCAAAAUUCUACAGACCAUGCUGCGGCAGAGUACCUUCCUGCACCUACCCCUUCCAGAGCAGAUCCACAAAGCCUCAGCUACCAUCAUUGAGCCAGCGGGCGAGUCAGACAACCCCUUGCGGUUUACAUCUGGUUUGGUGGUGGCCCUGGAUGUUGAUGCAACCCUAGAACAUGUGCAGGAUCCUCAGAGCACUGUGAAGGUCCAGGUCUUAUAUCCAGAUGGCCAGGCUCAGAUGAUCCACCCUAAACCAGCAGACUUUCGGAAUCCUGGCCCUGGGCGGCACCGGCUCAUCACUCAGGUGUACCUCUCCCACACUGCCUGGACAGAACCAUGCCAGGUGGAAGUGAGGCUGCUGUUGGCCUACAACUCCAAUGCUCGCAUUCCAAAAUUCUCCUGGAUCGAGGGUGGCGAGGUGUCACCCCAGGUGGAAACCAGCAUCGAGGGCACCAUCCCCUUCAGCAAGCCUGUAAAAGUUUACAUAAUGCCCAAACCUGCAAGGCGCUGAAUCAAAAGCAAUCUGUACAGCCAUGGCCUAGAAGGCCCUUCUUAGGUUCACAAAUGCAAACCCCUAAAGAAGGUAGGCAGAAAAAGCAAAGAACUAACAUGGCCAAGAAGAAGAUAAUACAGACUGAAGAAUGAUAGAGCACAUUGUCUAUCAGAGAAGGCAGUCACUAUUCCAUGCCACUCAAUUAUUUUAAUUUAUAAGUGUGGGCCUGAUCUGUUAGACCUUCCCAUUCUUCCAAAAAAGACAGAAAUCUGCAUUUUCAUGUAAAAAUACCCAAUUAAAAAAUCUUGGUAACUAAAGUCAAGGUUAAAAUUACUGAGAAAACACAUCUUCAGGUAGAUGUGUGUCCAUUUGCAACUUCUAUGUGAUCACUAUAUGUUUACAUGUCUAUUUUUUCCAACUAAUCUAUACCUGGACAAUAAGAAUGUCUGUGUUUUUGUAUCCCCAGCACAACUCCCGCCACACACCAGGCAGGGAAAGAAAGAGUAUAUGAAUCCAGAGCAAACUUUGCAGUACCUGGCUUGCAAGCCCUGAGAUUUAAGUUUCUGAAAGGACUUUGUGUUUUCUUUGACAUUGAGUUCAGCAAACUGCAUUAUGGAGAAGAAAGGUACACACAUAGCACUUCUUGUCUUAGGAACCACUUACAUUAGAAGGAAUUAAGUGUGGGCCGAUUGAGGGCUAUACAACCUAAAAACUGAAUCCAAAGGAUUUAAUGAUUAAUACAGGCCGGGCGUGGUGGCUCACACCUGUAAUCCUAGCACUCGGGGAGUCUGAGGCGGGUGGAUUGCUCUA
Molecule: messenger RNA, 2795 nt
Organism: Microcebus murinus (gray mouse lemur)
Lineage: Eukaryota; Metazoa; Chordata; Mammalia; Primates; Cheirogaleidae
Source: RefSeq, a predicted model, not a curated record